Messenger RNA from Pseudomassariella vexata, 1997 nucleotides. RefSeq lists its product as uncharacterized. The record is from RefSeq and is a predicted model, not a curated record. Gene Ontology annotation, molecular function: RNA binding. The transcript has 4 exons. Bases 404 to 1510 code for a protein of 368 amino acids. Lineage: Eukaryota; Fungi; Ascomycota; Sordariomycetes; Amphisphaeriales; Pseudomassariaceae.
UUCACCUUUCCCAUCAAAGCGGACAAAUCUAGUGGGUAGCUGUGCUUUCCAUUUCCGUACACCCCCACCGUCAGCCAAGCUCCACUUUAGCUCAAAGGAAGCUGUCUCCAGAGUGGGCCGUUGCCGGAAAAUAAUUAUUUUUCUGUGGCCUCUCGACUACAAUCUCGACCUCUCCCCUUCCCUUCUCUACACCUCUCAACUAAAUCAAUCUCAAGCUCUCGUGUCACCGCACCACCACUCCAGCUUCUUUCAACCUCAUCUAGGGCACGUAGCCACCCUUCUCACUCCCCCGUUCAUUGUUCCAGAGUUCAUUUGAACCGCCCGAACGUCUAACGUCCCUUCAUCUCAAGCAUCAAGCUAUCAAUCCCACCUCAACUACUCUCCACCCCAACAAUCAGUCAAUAUGGCCAGCACCACGGAGAAAGUUGCUGAGGCUGCCGUCAACGACGUUACCAACGCUCUGAGCAAUACCUCUCUCACCGGCAAGGACGAGAACAAGGAUGCCGUCCACGCCAGUGCCGCCGAGGGCCGCCGACUGUACAUUGGCAACCUCGCCUAUGCGACAACCGAGGGGGAGUUGAAAGAAUUCUUCAAGGGUUACCUUGUCGAAUCUGUCUCCAUUCCCAAGAACCCUCGUACUGAUCGUCCUGUUGGCUACGCCUUCGUUGACCUCUCUACUCCGACCGAGGCCGAGCGCGCCAUUGCCGAGCUCUCGGGCAAGGAGAUUCUCGAGCGUAAGGUGUCGGUUCAGCUUGCCCGUACUCCCACCAACCCUGCUGGCGAGAAGACUGAGGCAGCUGCCAACGGCGAGGGUAGUGCUGAAGGCUCCCGCCGCCGAGCAUCUGGGCGUGGCCGUGGCCGAGGCCGCGGUCGUACUGGUCGUGCAGGCCGUGGUGGUCGAUCGGACAACGGAAAAGAUGAUGCCCCUGCUACAGAGGAGGCAGCCGCGGCUCCUGCCGCCGAGACUGACGAGGUUCAACCAUUGAGCGACAUCACCAACAAGAUCACUACUGACGAAUCUGAGAAGUCCAAGGACAAGUCUCGUGCUCCACGCGAGCGCCGUGAGCGUGGCCCGCCAGCUGAUGGCAUUCCCUCCAAAAACAAGGUCAUGGUAGCCAACCUGCCUUAUGAUCUGACUGAGGAGAAGCUCAAGGAGCUCUUCGCUGCCUACGAACCCUCUUCUGCCAAGAUUGCCCUCCGCCCCAUUCCCCGAUUUAUGAUCAAGAAGCUCCAGGCCCGUGGCGAGGCCCGCAAGGGACGUGGUUUUGGUUUCGUCACCCUUUCUUCCGAGGAGCAGCAGCAAAAGGCCGUCAGCGAGAUGAACGGCAAGGAAAUCGAGGGCCGCGAGAUUGCUGUCAAGGUCGCCAUCGACAGCCCGGACAAGACCGACGAAGAGGCUAACAUCCCUGCCGAGUCUGAACAUACUACCACCGCCGCCGCCGCCACCGAGACCCCUGAGGUUCCUGCUACCACCGAGGCCCCCGCUGCCGCUCCCACCGCCACCGCCUAAAGCAGGGCCUGAUCCAUUCUCCGUCUCUCGAUUCCCCAACAAUUAAUGUACAAAGAGAGACAAGCAGUCAAUCAUCAUUACCAGGCCUUUAGCCCAACAACGACUUAGCAAUAGCACCACUGCGUGGGCGGUCGAAUGGUAGAGCCACCGACUUGCAACCAGGCGGGGCUCUUUGAUUUCACGGCAGAUACAAAAAAUGGGAAAGCAGCAGCAGAUAUGGCGUCAGAUAUUGUCAACGGGGAGCUGCAAAUGACGGCAGGAAUUUCAUCUCUCUGGUGGAAGAUAUGGGGACCAUCGUGCGACAGCUUUUGGCACACAUCUUAAUUCUCUGACUCUCUCCCAGUCCUUUUCACUCUUGUGUUAUUCACUCGUAUCUCUCGCAUUUCUCCGUCUGUACACUGGUAGGACACCGGAGCGGGAUUAUGGGGGGACUGGGAAAAGUUCUCGAGCGCACAAUAAACUACGAUUGAUUGACAAGUAAUUGAUU